AUGAUGGAUGACGAACUGAAGUCGGCAGAUGUAAAAAAGAGGGGAGACAAGAAUGAGGAGAAUCCAGGCCGCCGUAAAUCCCAGACUGUGGUCUCAAAGGGGCCCGCUGAAGUUGACUCCAACACAGGGGGAGCAGACCUGUGUGCUUCCAUCCUGCUGGCCUGCCUGUUCUGCCGCCCGCUGGACUGUCUGCUGGCCACGGCGAGAGGCUGCGGCGGGUGCGUGUGGUGGCUGUGCUCGUCCCUGUGCGGCUGCACGCCCGGCGGCCUGCAGCCCCUGCUGGACGUCGCUCACGGCUGCCACCUGUGUGGGUGCCUGGCUCUCCGGCGCUCCCCGUGCGACUUCUCCGUCUGCGAGGUCUGCCUCCACGCCACCGAGUGCGUCGACCUGGGCAUGGAGAUCUCCCAAAUGCUCAACCACUGA
Messenger RNA from Menidia menidia (Atlantic silverside), 423 nucleotides. Lineage: Eukaryota; Metazoa; Chordata; Actinopteri; Atheriniformes; Atherinopsidae. The record is from the annotation of a GenBank genome assembly.